Centropristis striata (black sea bass) is the source of this 1007-nucleotide messenger RNA. It is a transcript of the gene map1lc3cl, whose product is annotated as microtubule-associated protein 1 light chain 3 gamma, like. The transcript has 4 exons. Gene Ontology annotation, cellular component: autophagosome membrane; cytosol; autophagosome. NCBI's taxonomy places the organism in Eukaryota, Metazoa, Chordata, Actinopteri, Perciformes, Serranidae. The record is from RefSeq and is a predicted model, not a curated record. Gene Ontology annotation, biological process: cellular response to nitrogen starvation; autophagosome assembly; macroautophagy. Bases 70 to 480 code for a protein of 136 amino acids. Gene Ontology annotation, molecular function: ubiquitin protein ligase binding.
CAGACCGCCACACCGCCUCCAUCACUACCACCGCUGGUGUCUGCAGACCACCCCAAGCAACAAACAGAAAUGGCUCCUUAUGAGAAAUCCAUGGAGUUGAUGCCCUUUAAGCAAAGGAAAUGCCUCGAAACGAGAAAAGAUGAAGUAUGCAGCAUUCGGUCGAAAUUUCCCAACAAGUUGCCUGUGAUUGUUGAACGUUACAUGCGGGAAAAGACUCUCCCCCUUUUGGACAAAUCAAAGUUCCUGGUUCCCUUCGAACUCACUUUGGGUCAGUUCCUCUGCCUGCUCAGGAAUAAAAUCGCCCUGGACUCCACCCAGGCUCUGUUCCUCCUGGUGGCAGAGAGGAGCAUGUCCUGCAUGUCUUCCAGCAUGGGGGAGGUUUAUUCCCGACACAGCGACACUGACGGCUUCCUCUACAUGACAUACGCCUCGCAGGAGAUGUUCGGAGCACCUCGACAAGAAGCCAGGCCGCCCUGCUGAGCCUCAAACACGUAAAAUGAACUGAAUUGACAGUGGUGACGCCACACGACCAAACUGGAAGGAAAAAGAGCCAAGCAGAGACUGUUUUUGUCCAGUUUUUUAAAGCCCAGAAGUGCAUAUCAGCCUACCUCAUGACACUCAUUUCUUCAUGCUCUGCAACCUCAGCUCAACAAAACCGGACUGGACUGGAUCCUGAUCCUGAUUCUGAUUCCAGAUGUCUUUGUUUAAGACAGAUUGAUUGUUUGAUUGGCAAGUCAAUACAGAUGUUAUAUGUCUUUAUUUGUCAAACAAGUCCAUAUCUUUGCCUCAGUUAUCUCAGAGACUUUGAGCAUCAAUUCAAACAAAUCGCUCACAGAGGGGUCAAUGUCUUGCUGCAUAAUCAGACUCCUUUUUUAAGCACUUAUCUUCCCCCUUCUCCUCUCCUGUCUUUAAUUUAUCCUUGUCCCUUCAAAAUGUGAAACUGUGUUACGGACUCUUGAGGCACUCUGCUCUGAUUUGUUCUGUCUCCAGCUGCAAGUAUAGCAGAA